Molecule: messenger RNA, 997 nt
Organism: Dufourea novaeangliae
Lineage: Eukaryota; Metazoa; Arthropoda; Insecta; Hymenoptera; Halictidae
Product: solute carrier family 35 member E3-like
Exons: 5
Coding region: 62-997 (311 amino acids)
Cellular component (GO): Golgi apparatus
Molecular function (GO): antiporter activity; nucleotide-sugar transmembrane transporter activity
Source: RefSeq, a predicted model, not a curated record
CUUGCAGACCGUAAUCUAAAGUAUUAUAAAUUCUUUACAGUACAAAACAGUGAAGAACACCAUGAAUAAAAAUGUUGUCACGGCAUUCUAUUUAGUAUUAAAUACAUUUUUCUCGAUUGUAAUUGUACUAUUAAAUAAAUGGUUGUACAUCCAUAUAAGCUUUCCAAUAAUAACGUUGUCCAUGAUACAUUUUCUCAUCACCUUCGUGGGAUUAAUAAUUUGCGAGAGGUUUGAUAUUUUUUGCAUAAAGGAUGUAGCUCUGAAGGAAAUGUUAUGGAUCGCAUUUACUUUUUGCGGAUUUGUUGUACUCACGAAUUUGAGUUUGGCAUAUAAUACAGUUGGAACUUAUCAAGUAGCUAAAAUGUUGACCACACCUUGUGUCAUAAUACUGCAAAUAAUGUUUUAUAAAAAACACUAUAGUGUAUUGGUUAAAUUGACAUUAAUUCCUAUUAUAUUAGGUGUAACGAUUUUUUUCUAUCAUGACAUUCAAUUUAAUGUUAUUGGAAUAAUAUAUGCAACUAUGGGAGUGUUUGUGACAUCUUUAUACCAAGUGAUGCUGAAUACAAAGCAAAAGGAAUUUCAAAUGGAUCCAAUGCAAUUAUUGUACUAUCAGGCACCUCUGUCUGCUAUUGUAUUAUUAAUUAUUGUGCCAGUUUUAGAGCCUGUCCAACAAACUUUUGCACGAAGUUGGUCAUUAAUUGACUUGGUCAUGGUUGUGCUAUCAGGCAUAGUAGCAUUUUUUGUCAAUUUAACUUCGUACUGGAUAAUAGGAAAAACUUCACCACUGACUUACAACAUGGUUGGACACACUAAGUUUUGUUUGUUACUUUUAGGUGGAUCAUUAAUCUUUCACGAAACAUUAGCCAUAAAUCAUGUAAUUGGUAUAACACUGACAUUGAUCGGAAUUAUUUUAUACGCGCACGUUAAAAUGAAAGAUGUUCAAAUUGUGACAGCAGACUACGAAACGAAAGAAAGAAAACUAUUGCAUAAAAUAUAA